Molecule: messenger RNA, 315 nt
Organism: Laccaria bicolor S238N-H82
Lineage: Eukaryota; Fungi; Basidiomycota; Agaricomycetes; Agaricales; Hydnangiaceae
Exons: 4
Coding region: 1-315 (104 amino acids)
Source: RefSeq, a predicted model, not a curated record
AUGACUACUGGUAGUUUUCUUUCUGUACGCAGUCGAGUUGCGGCUGGAAGUUUACGCACAAUGUGUGCUAUUUACCUCGCGAAUGCCGGUCCUAUUCCCGUACCAACUACCUCGUGUUCCGACGGGCGCCCAACCGCCUUUUCUUCUAGCACGCCCGUGAAUGGCUCAACACCAAAUCAACUUCUAUCAGGACAACCUCCCGCAAAAAACGUCACGCGUUCCUCUUCAUUCUCUUUCACCCCUCCCGUCAAUGAUCCAGCUUCGACCAACCUUCCGCAGAAGUUUCCAGCGGAAAAACACGCCGCCUCAGGGUAG